GCGUGUGUAGGUUAUUACUCUUUUAAAAGUAUUUUUAUUGUACACAUGUAAGUACAGUAUUUUGCAGUAAAUUGAAAAUAAUGGCGUCGUCUACAGGAUAUUGGUGUGUCAUCGAAAGUGACCCGGGUGUUUUUACAGAAUUAAUUAAAGAAUUCGGCGCAAAAGGAGCUCAAGUUGAAGAAUUAUGGAGUUUGGAUGAAGAUCAAUUUGAACCACUCAAACCAAUUCAUGGGUUAAUAUUUUUAUUCAAAUGGGUUCAAGGUGAAGAACCAGCAGGACCUAUUGUAAAAGAUAACAGAUUAGACAAAAUAUUUUUUGCUAAACAGGUAAUAGGCAACGUUUGCGCUACACAGGCUAUUUUAAGUAUUUUAUUAAAUUGCAAACAUUCCGAUGUAUCGAUCGGUCCGAAUUUAGAAGAAUUUAAAAAUUUUUGUCAAAGUUUUGAUCCGACAAUACGUGGACUUACUUUAAGUAAUUCUGAUGUUAUAAGAGAUGCUCAUAAUAUGUUCGCAAGGCAAACAUUUUUUGAAUAUGACCAGAAGCAAGAAAACAAUGAUUCUGAUGUUUUUCAUUACGUAAGUUACGUCCCUAUUGAUGGAAGAUUAUAUGAAUUAGAUGGUCUCAAGGACGGUCCUGUAGAUUUAGGUCCUUGUCCUACUGGAGAGGAAUGGGUUCAAGCAGCUAAACCAAUUAUUCAAAAAAGAAUUAAUAAAUACAAUGAAGGAGAAAUUCGAUUCAAUUUGAUGGCGAUUGUUUCUGAUCGAAAAAUGCUUUACGAGAGACAAAAACUCAGUACUUGUGAUCCAGCAGAAGUUGCACGACUAGAAUCGCUUAUUGAAGAUGAAAUUAACAAAUCGAAAAGAUAUAAAAUUGAAAACGCGCGACGUAAACACAAUUAUCUUCCUUUGAUUGUUGAAUUAUUAAAAGUACUUGCUAAAGAAGGUAAACUUGUUCCUCUUUAUCAGAAAGCCAAAGAACGAGCUAUUGAAAAACGAUCAAAAAAAAGUAACGCCUAAUUUUUACAUUUAAAAAGCAUUUACUUAUAAUGUAAUUCAAAAUUAUGUACCUGAAGAUCGGAAGGUUAUAUGCGGAACGAAAAUAAAAAAACGAAAUGAGAAGUAAAAAAUCUACUGGAUUUAGAUUUCUUAAAUUUUU
Microplitis mediator is the source of this 1155-nucleotide messenger RNA. It is a transcript of the gene Uch-L5, whose product is annotated as ubiquitin carboxyl-terminal hydrolase isozyme L5. Gene Ontology annotation, molecular function: cysteine-type deubiquitinase activity. Gene Ontology annotation, biological process: protein deubiquitination; ubiquitin-dependent protein catabolic process. Gene Ontology annotation, cellular component: cytoplasm. NCBI's taxonomy places the organism in Eukaryota, Metazoa, Arthropoda, Insecta, Hymenoptera, Braconidae. The record is from RefSeq and is a predicted model, not a curated record. The coding region runs from base 81 to 1016 and encodes 311 amino acids. The transcript has 6 exons.